This is a messenger RNA of Etheostoma spectabile (orangethroat darter), 1817 nucleotides long. RefSeq names its product BTB (POZ) domain containing 17b (gene btbd17b). The record is from RefSeq and is a predicted model, not a curated record. Gene Ontology annotation, molecular function: protein binding. The transcript has 3 exons. NCBI's taxonomy places the organism in Eukaryota, Metazoa, Chordata, Actinopteri, Perciformes, Percidae. Bases 174 to 1622 code for a protein of 482 amino acids.
GUCCUACAUAAAGAGUGCGGGACAGGGAGCCGGGCGGCACACACAGGGCAACACACCUUUCUGCACACACACGACAAAGGCACAGCAGCAGGAAGAGUCAGGAGAAGAUUGGCAUAGAGUAAGGAAGAGAGGGGGUAAGGACAAAGGAACUGGCAGGGAUUAACUAAGAAGAUAUGGUACGCUCAUGUGAACAAGGGAUCCCUGCCUGGGUCUAUGUGGGCACCCUUCUCCUCUUAAUCCACUCUGUCACAGUUAGAGGAGCUGCCCUGAAACAGGAGGUUGUGUUGGACAAUUGGGCCACAGUGCUGAAUCACUCCAUGAGUUUGGUGCAGCGUAUGGAGACCCUGCUGGCCCUGGGGAACGGCAGUGAUGUCACUCUCCGGGUGCAGACCAUCAACACAGACGAGGUGAAGGUGAUCCAGGCCCACAGUCUGGUUCUGGCGCUGCAGAGUGACGUGUUUGAGGAACUACUGCUCACUCGCAACAACAGUGCUCUGGUUUUGAGGGAGACACCCGACUGUGCAGCUGUCUUUGACAAGUUUGUCAGGUAUCUGUACUGCGGUGACAUCUCAGUGCGACUAGAUCAGGCCAUUUCUCUACAUAAAUUGGCCAGCAAGUAUCAUGUGUGGGCCUUGCAACAGGGUCUGACCCAGUAUAUGACCCAACAUCUGUCUAGUGAUUCACCCACAGGCCAUGUCAUUGGCUGGUACAACUAUGCAUUACAAAUUGGGGACAUGGUCCUGCGGGACAGCUGCCUGCAGUACCUGUCCUGGAACCUGUCUUCUGUGCUGCAGAGCGGAGAAUGGGGCUCGAUCAGUGAAGACCUACUCCUCUCCUUGCUCCAGCGCUCUGACCUCAUUCUUCAGAGUGAGCUGGAGCUCUACGAGGCCCUGGAGGCCUGGAUUAGGCAGAACCAACCAGUCAGUGCAACAGUGGAAAGUGCCCUGAGGGCUGUUCGAUACGGCAUGAUUCCCCCUCAGCACCUCUUUCGUCUUCAGAAGCAAUCCUCCCUCAUGCAGAAGCAUUACGAGUUUAUCCGUGAUCUACUCUACCUAGCGUUCCAAUUUCACUCCGCCUCACCAAUCCAACUGGCCAAGUACUUUGAUGUCAACUGCAGUAUUUUCACUCCCCGUAACUACCUGUCCACUUCCUGGGGUUCCCCAUGGCUCCUCAAUAACCCCACCCGUGAUGACCGCAGUUUUAGCUUCCAGACCCAGCUCGGGCCCAGCGGCCAUGACUCCAGUAAGAGAGUGACCUGGAACGCCCUAUUCUCCCCUCGUUGGUUCCCACUCAGUGCCAGGUCAACCUAUACUGAGCUGGGUUCCAUGCAGCCUACACGCACAGACGGAGGUCGACCUCGCAUUAUUGUAACACCAGCCACUUCUAGUCCAGACUUUGCUGGUGUGAGUUUCCAGAAGACAGUGAUUGUGAUGGCAAAACAGCAAGGAAAAGUGGUGGUUCGCCACGUCUACAACUUCCACCAAAGCACAGAGGAGGCCGGGGAUUUCCUGGUGGAUGCUGACCUGCAGCGCCGUUCAUCAGAGUACCUGAUUGACAGCUCCCUCUAUCUGCACAUUGUAAUAAAACCUCUCUACCAUACCCUCCUUGUUGCCAGGAAGUAAAUGCAGUAACCAUUAGUUAUCCACCCACACAAUCACAUGCACAAAUUCCAAAGUAAACUCACAUCACAGCACAUGUUUAUGCGUCAUGUCUGUGACAUCUCCAUUGUUGGUUAGUUUCUGUAUUUUGUUGUCUUCCAACUAUUCAGCAAGGAGGUGUUUGUACAAUAAAGGACUCACAAUAAAAAAAGACAACAA